This is a messenger RNA of Ooceraea biroi (clonal raider ant), 6001 nucleotides long. RefSeq names its product myeloid zinc finger 1. NCBI's taxonomy places the organism in Eukaryota, Metazoa, Arthropoda, Insecta, Hymenoptera, Formicidae. Gene Ontology annotation, cellular component: nucleus. Gene Ontology annotation, molecular function: DNA-binding transcription factor activity, RNA polymerase II-specific; sequence-specific DNA binding. The record is from RefSeq and is a predicted model, not a curated record. Gene Ontology annotation, biological process: regulation of transcription by RNA polymerase II.
UCACUAUCACCAUAUCACCGCCGCUCGUUCCACACGACACCUUCUCCGCUCUCGCCGUUCUCUCUCUCUCUUUCUCUCCCGAUACUCUCUCCAUCCCAAACCCAAACCAGUCCAGAAAUCCCCACCCGGUUUGCGCGUGCACCGCGACGACGGAAGUGCGGCAACGCUGCAGAGCGCUCGCCAGUGUCUCGGUCUUGGCGAGUUACUCGGGGGGGCUCAGGCCGAGUCUACCGAGAUUGUGUCCACCGGUGCGGGUAACCCGAAAGCGAGUGUGGCGAGGAUUAAAAUCGCGGGCCGCUUUCCGGCAUGUGAGACCGUCUCGCUGCUGCCUGAAGGCCAUACGGGAACGCACGAGAGACGGUGCGUAAACGAUAAGAAAAGUUUCACGGUCGCGAGUCGAGAAGAGGAGGCACCAGAGGUGAGACGGAAGAGGAAAAAGAGCAGCAACGGCAGCAGAAGCCAGGAAAGAAAAGAGAAGAGGAGGAGAUUGCUCGAGGAAGAGGAGGAGAAGGAGGAGAACGCAUCGUCGCCGCGCGGUAGACGCAGCAAGAGGAGGAAAACCAGCCGACGAGACGGGCGCCGCGCGCUCGCACGUUGCCGCGCCGCGCUUUAACUAUAUCGCACCGCACGCGCGCCGUGAUCCGCGUACGACGCGCGCGUGAGGAGGAAUCACGGCACGUACGAUAUUACGUAUUUAUAUGUAUACACGGUGACCCGCGUGCGGAGAUAAUACAGUGUAAAUGGCGCUCUCGGCGCAAAACCAGUCGACGUCGUACGUGAACUUGUACUAUUCGAUCGUCCAGCGCGCGGCGACGCGCUACUUUAAGGAAUACUACAAUUCCGAUACUGGCGCGCCUUACGUACUGUACAAAGAUAACAUGGAGAGACCCCAGGGUCAAUGGGGCCCGGGGCCGGGAUCUCUCCAGGACGGCGGACUGUACCCGCAGCAGCAGCAGCAGCAGCAGCAGCAACAACAGCAGCAGCAGCAACAACAACAACAGCAGCAGCAGCAGCAGCAACAGGGUUCGUCCUCGUCAGGAAGCCCGCAGCAGGCCUGCGGUCCUCCGGUCGAGGGCAACGAAAGCGGUCCUCCGCCCUCGUUAGCCUCGCCCGUGCCCUCGCCAUAUCCUUCGGCGCCUCCCGAGCCUCAAUCACUGACUCCACCAGAUGACGACAUACAGUCGAGUCAGGCUACGUCCCAACAGCAACAACAGCAGCAGCAGCAGCAGCAGCAAACGCAACAACAGGUUCAGCAGCAGCAACAACAGCAACAACAGCAGCAAGUUCAGCAGCAAACUCAGCAACAGCAAACGCAACAGCAAGAUCACUCGCCGCAGCAACAAUUGACUCCGCACGCUGAUGUAGACCGCAGCGACUGUUUUCCCGGUGCUGGAGAGCUGCAACAAUAUCCGCAACACUACUUCAAAGAGGCCCGGCCGCACCCCUCACCAUCCGUACCACCUCACAUGCUCACUCCCGGUGGAUUCUCCGCGCUGCACUACCUCAAGCAACCCGGGGUGAUGCUGACGUCCCUCGGCCAAGGUGACGGCGGGCCCAGUCUGGACACGCAUCAGUACGCGAGCCCGGGCGCGCCGAACAUGACGACUGGACUGCCCGACAUCGUGCAGCAGAGUGGCAAGUCCAAGGCCGGUAACAGCGAUCUCCGGCUGUUCAAGUGCUUGACCUGCGGCAAAGACUUUAAGCAGAAAUCGACUCUGCUGCAGCACGAGCGGAUCCACACGGACAGUCGGCCGUACGGGUGUCCGGAGUGCGGCAAGCGGUUCCGGCAACAAUCUCAUCUCACGCAGCACCUGCGCAUACACGCGAACGAGAAGCCAUACGCUUGCGUGUACUGCGAACGCACGUUCCGGCAGCGUGCCAUCCUCAACCAGCAUCUGCGCAUCCACUCGGGUGAGAAGCCAUACCAAUGUCCGGAGUGCGGAAAACACUUCCGUCAGAAGGCGAUCCUGAAUCAGCACGUCCGCACACACCAAGAUGUGAGCCCGCAUCUCAUCUUCAAGAACGGAAUGACACCGACGCUCUGGCCGCAGGAUGUUCCCUUCCCGCCCGAGGAGGGUAAGGAAGAGGUGGCGUCGACGUUUGGCGACACGGACACGCAGUCGGGCGCGUUUAGUCCGGCGCCGGACGCCAAUUCCAUCCAGUAUCCCGCUUACUUCAAGGACCCGAAAGGCGCUAAUCACGCGGUUUUUGGCGCGGGUGGCUCGGGCAGCUUUGGCGCCCUGCAGUACAUCAAGCAGCAGGGCGGCACCAAGUGCCUGCCCGACGUGAUACAGCACGGACGUUCGGCCGGCAUGCCGCUGUACGUGCGCUGCCCGAUCUGUCAGAAGGAGUUCAAGCAAAAGUCCACGUUGUUGCAACACGGAUGCAUACACAUCGAAUCGCGGCCGUAUCCGUGCCCGGAGUGCGGCAAACGAUUUCGGCAACAGUCCCAUCUCACGCAGCACCUGCGCAUCCACACGAACGAGAAGCCGUAUGGCUGCGUGUACUGCGGGCGCAACUUCCGCCAGCGCACGAUCCUCAAUCAGCAUCUGCGCAUCCACACCGGGGAGAAGCCGUACAAGUGCCAGCAGUGCGGCAAGGACUUUCGCCAAAAGGCGAUCCUGGACCAGCACACGCGCACCCAUCAGGGUGACCGGCCGUUCUGCUGUCCAAUGCCGAAUUGCAGGCGGCGUUUCGCCACCGAGCCCGAAGUGAAGAAGCACAUUGAUAAUCACAUGAACCCGCACGCGGCUAAGGUGCGCCGAAAUUCGAGCGGUGACACGAAGCCGCCUGGCACGCCGGCGGGUCUCGGCCCGGUGCCCGUGCCGCGCGGUCUCACGCCCACCGUCGUCAAGCCGGAGCUGUACUUCCCGCAGUGUUACGCGCCCGCAUUCAAUCACCAGCCGCCAGUGUCCACCGCGCAGUUCCCCGGUGCUCAAGCGAACGGCGUGUCUGGCGUGACCGGUGAAUUCAAGCCGCCAACCGGUCUGCCGCCGCAGUGACUAACCGUCCAUCCUGCCGCCUACUAGCAAGCAGGAAUCCCCGCGCUGAGAUUUCAGCGUUGUUUCGGAGGCCCGGCCGCAUUGGAGGCCGACGACGACACCGCCGUCGCUGCCGCCGCCGCCGUCGCAUCGGGCACUGCCACCGCCGCCGCCGCUGCCGUCGCUGCCGCCGCCGCUGCCGCGGUUUCCCGAUGUGGCCAGCAGCCGAUCCAGCAACACUACCCGUGACAUUUAUCAUGGUGCAUUUACUAUAGAGUCUCCCUUGUUCUCGUUGUUUCGUAAAUCGCUCGCUCCUCUUGUUGCCAUUGCCGCACGGCAGCUGGUCGGCCAGCUUGACGGUGAGAACGCUGGUGGGUUUCGUCGCGCGACUCGCCAACUCGAACAACGCGAACGUCGCGGCGAGGGUACGCCGCGAGAACAAACUCACUGCUUCCUUUUAUCUCUUCCUAGAUUGUAGCUGUUUACGUUAGCUGCAACGUGGACGGAGGGUACUGAGCGGCGUUCAAAAGAAAUCAGAGAUUGUUUGGUCACUUGCUUCUUUCCUCGACUCUUGCGCUGUUCGGCAAGUAAAGAGACCGCAACCGCCUUUUCUCCUGCACGCGGUGACGAUUGCGGUGAGGACCGCAACGACGGCGACGGAAGGCGCGCCGUCUCUCGCGUAUAUUCAAUGCGGAAAGAUGAUAUCCCAAGUUGAGAUCGCGUCACGUCGGUCUUGGGCAUCUUAGGCAUCUUAGGUAUCGGUCACUCGUGACUCGUGAACGAGUUUGUAACAAGUUUGUGAUACACGUUUUCUCCUUUGCGGCGCGAACCGUCCAACGAUCAUCAUCGGAUGACGUUGGUUACAUCUCCGCGAUCGUACGUUGCUCCUGGCGAUAACGCAUUAUAGGAUCGAUAUCCCUUAGGGUAGCACGGAACCGUGUAUUUUUGACGGCAUUUCAUCCUCCCUCUCCGUUCAUUCUCUUUGAUGAAUCCAGUACCGGUGCAUACGCGCGAAUACCGAUUCCUCGUGUGAGUCAUGCGACCCGAAAACCCGCCGAUCCCGCGUAAAGGAGAAGAGUGGUCGCGGAAAGCUCGCAAAAGCUUCGUCCGUCGCUCUCACCGUCGAGCUUCCCGCUAGCUGAACCGAAAGUGAUCAACGAAGAGUUUCGUCCGUUUCUCCGUUAUUCUGUUUUUUUUUUGCAAUUGAUCGGUUGUCUACCAAUUAUAUUGCAUCUAUUCACGCGUUUGUUUAAUGGACGAGCGAAUAGCGGGAGAAAUUGGAGCGCGUGCUUCUGAAAAGGGGCAAAUUCGGAAAAAUUGACGGGGAACUCUCCUCUCGGAGUGAGUUCCUUCGAGUACGUGCACGCGCUAUCCGCGGCGCCGCCAUUCGAAACGCCGUAUAGUAUCGCCAACGGGUUGAAGAUGUUCGAUUUCGACCAGACUAAAAUGAGAUUGUGAUAUGAUAUAUUUAACUUGCCUAUGUUUUAAAAGUUUCGCGAAAGAGAUAAGAAGGGUGAUAAGAGGAAAAAGGAUAGAGGGAAAGAUAUCAUUGUGCUUCUUGAGGGGAGCGCUUGCACGACCACGAGAAGAACGCCUGUAAAUAUGUAAAGCUGUUCACUCGAAACGAAGAAGAAGAGGAAAAGGAAAAGGAAGAAGAGGGUGCAGAGGAAGAAGAAGCAAGAGGAAAAUACAACGGAGAAAGGUGACGUAUGCGAGUGCGUGCGAAUGAGGCCGAGUGUGAAUGAGACGAAAGAAAAAAGGUAUGACUGAGCGGGUGAGCCAGGAGGUGGCGGAGAAUACAGGAGGGAGGGGGUUGUAAAGAAAGAGUGGUUAGAAAAGGAAGGAAGGAGUUAUGACGAGCGGAAAAAGAGGAAGAUACGAGAGAUUAUAGGUGGAAUUUAGGAGGACGACGUAUCCUCCCACUGAGCCAUAGCUUUCGGUAGAUCGAGUCGACGACGACGACGACGACGACGAAGACGACGACGACGACGACGACGUAUCGCAAUAGCGCUGAGAGAUGGGAGGGAUGUGGUGGUUGACACGACUCUUGUAUACUAUAGUAAUAUUAAAUGUAUAUUUAUACGACAGGUUAGAUUUAUAUUCUAACUAUAAUGACGAUAUUUUGAGUCGGUUUUAAAAUCAGAUUGGUGCUGAUAAAAAGAAACUAGGUAAGCGAGUACGUAAGGAAGAAAAAGAAAAGAAACGAGGAGGGAACGUGGAAGAAGGCUGAGACAUCGUAGAGAUUAGCGUUUAAGUAGGAUAGGUGAUAUAGUGUAGUAGCUCAAGGUGAAGAAAAGACUUUGAAAGGACCGCUCGUACCUCGGGGUCCGCUCACACAUCUCGGAGAAUUAUCAUCGUCACUCUUAAGAAAAAGAAAAGAAAAAAAAAGAAGAGAAAAGUUCGGAAGGGGAGAAGGAAAUACUUUGUGGCAAUACUUGAAUAAAGCUGGAGAAGAGAAGGUGGAGGCGAGGGGACGAAGGCUUCGACGCGUACUAGAGAUUAAUCUUUGAAAAUUUCUAUAUUAAGACGUGUGAUCUCUCUAAUUAGUGUACAUUACGUCACGAGACGCGUUAUAGCAUAGUUAUACGAUUACGUACGUAUUAGGCGUUCUACACAGUUAGUCUUUUAUCUGAUUUUAGAGACACAGAGAUCUGAAGAUGAUAAUUGUGCGGCCAUAUUCUCUGUGGCCUGUUUGUAGUGCCUCGGAAUUGCUGCUCGUGCGGCAGCGAUUUGACCGUAAUUUAGGAAGGUAUACUAUAUUAUAUAUCGAGGAACCGCAAUUAUCGAUACUCUUCAGUGCAUAUAGUACUGGAAAAAAAAAUACGAGGAAACGGGGAGUCGCGUUAACAAAACGCUUCGUUAAAUUAUACUAACGAAAGGAAAUCUACUUGUAAUCUCGCGUGAGAGAACGAAACGACGACGGCGAUAUAAUCGUGGUGGUUGUUUAUCGUUGUUUUUGUUGUUCUUAAUUAUUUAGUUUCUUCCUCUCGUUCGUUACGUAAAAAACGUCAAGGUACGAA